Molecule: messenger RNA, 2389 nt
Organism: Cicer arietinum (chickpea)
Lineage: Eukaryota; Viridiplantae; Streptophyta; Magnoliopsida; Fabales; Fabaceae
Product: probable galacturonosyltransferase 10
Molecular function (GO): polygalacturonate 4-alpha-galacturonosyltransferase activity
Source: RefSeq, a predicted model, not a curated record
UUUACUGUUGGGUUAAGUUGUGACUAAUAUGUUGUGUGGUACUUUUGCUUGAAUGUCUUAUGCGGUUUUUUAUUUUUUGCUCAUUGUAGUGAUCACAAAGCUCUUCACCCGUGCAUGCCGACAAAACUAAAUAUUUCUCCAAAGUUCGAAUCUUCUUAACCUAAAUAUCUAAAUCUAGAAACCCCAAUUGGAGUAGAUCUUGGUAAUACCACGCGAUCUGUGAUUCUGUUUUUCCCCUGAAUUUUAGGGGGAAAAUUGGGGUUUUGAACAAAUUUGGAAAAUGAGGCGAAGAGCAACAGAUUUUCGAAGGCCAGUGCGGAGAAGGGUUCCUGAUGCGUUGUGGUGGGCAUUGUGUUGUGCAGUGGUUCUUCUUUUUAUCUAUAUUCUUACCAAAGGGACUCAAAUUGAGUCUAGACCGGCUUUGUCCAAGAGAACUUACAAGAAUGACAGGAUUAUGGAAGGCCUUAAUAUUACCGAUGAGAUGUUAAGUUCGGACUCAGUGACCAGACAACUUAAUGAUCAGAUAUCCUUAGCAAAAGCUUUUGUUGUAAUUGCAAAAGAAAGUAACAAUCUCCAAUUUGCUUGGGAACUAAGCGCUCAGAUCCGCAACUCGCAGAUUCUCCUCUCAAAUGCUGCCACUAGGCGUUCUCCUUUAACAACAAGAGAAUCGGAAAGUGCAAUCCAUGACAUGGCAUUGUUAUUAUACCAGGCACAACAACUCCAUUAUGACAGUGCAACCAUGAUCAUGAGAUUCAAAGCAAAAAUCCAAGCCCUUGAAGAACAGAUGAAUUCAGUAACUGAAAAGAGUUCAAAAUAUGGACAAAUAGCGGCUGAAGAAGUCCCAAAAAGCUUAUACUGUCUUGGUGUCCGGUUGACAACAGAAUGGUUCAAAAACCUUAAUUUGCAAAAGAAAUUGAAGGACAAAAGGCAAGUGGAGAUGAAAAUUAAGGAUAAAAAUCUUUACCAUUUUUGCGUGUUCUCUGACAACAUUAUUGCAACUUCGGUCGUGGUCAAUUCAACUGCAAAAAAUUCUAAGAAUCCCAAUAUGAUUGUUUUUCACCUUGUCACUGAUGAAAUAAAUUAUGCCGCGAUGAAGGCGUGGUUUGCCAUGAACGAUUUCCGUGGGGUGACUGUGGAAGUUCAGAAGUAUGAAGACUUCACUUGGUUAAAUGCUUCGUAUGUUCCUGUGCUUAAGCAACUUCAAGACUCGGAAAUACAAAGCUACUACUUUUCUGGAAACAGUGAUGAUGGAAAGACACCUAUCAAGUUUCGUAACCCUAAAUAUCUGUCAAUGCUUAAUCACCUGAGGUUCUAUAUCCCUGAAGUUUUUCCCGCAUUGAAGAAGAUCGUUUUCCUGGACGAUGAUGUCGUUGUUCAAAAGGAUCUUUCUGAUCUUUUUUCAAUUGAUUUGAAUGGGAAUGUUAACGGAGCUGUUGAGACAUGCAUGGAGACAUUUCAUAGAUACCAUAAAUACUUGAACUAUUCUCAUCCUCUUAUAAGAGCACAUUUUGAUCCUGAUGCAUGUGGAUGGGCAUUCGGGAUGAAUGUAUUUGAUUUGGUUGAAUGGAGAAAAAAGAAUGUAACCGGCAUCUACCACUAUUGGCAGGAAAAGAAUGUAGAUCGGACGCUGUGGAAACUCGGUACCUUGCCACCUGGACUGUUAACAUUUUACGGAUUAACUGAGCCCUUGGAUCCAUCGUGGCAUGUACUGGGUUUUGGCUACACAAACGUUGAUCCUCAGUUGAUAGAGAGAGGGGCUGUACUCCACUUCAAUGGGAACUCCAAACCUUGGUUGAAGAUUGGGAUUGAAAAGUACAAGCCCUUAUGGGAAAAACAUAUUGAUUACUCUCAUCCCUUAUUGCAGCAAUGCAAUUUUCAUUGAUUAUGAAUUGGAACAUCUAGUUCAAACCUUGGUGUAAGAUUUGGAUUCACACAAGCAGUAGUUCCAGUUGGUGUGUAUGGGAAUACAUUAUUGACCAUUCCAAUCCUCUAUUGCAAGUGAAUGGUCCUUUGAAGCAAAAGCCAAUUAAGGUAUUUUUUGUAGUAAAAAAAUGCUUUUACAAUUUUAAAAGGUCAAGCAUAUUCGACAGGCUAUAACACGGUGUCUUCGUUGAUUUCGGAACUUCGCUUGUAGCAUAUAGAUGUUCAUUUCUAUUAGACAAUAUCAGUUCAUAGUUUCUUCUUUGUGAUUUUAGUCAGAGUUGAGAUCUGCUGUAAACUCUUUAUUGUCCACAAGUACAACUAUUGUUCUUUGCAAAGACCAGAUGCACUGUUAGUUAGAUACUAAAAAGAAACUCUGAUUAGAGUUUUAUGGUUCUUUCCUGUAUCAAAACUAUCUUGCUUAUUUAUUUUCUAAUCAGAGACUUAAUAUCCUUUUUGUUUCUCUCAA